This is a messenger RNA of Branchiostoma floridae (Florida lancelet), 2582 nucleotides long. Its product is annotated as E3 ubiquitin-protein ligase TRIM71-like. Gene Ontology annotation, molecular function: zinc ion binding; protein binding. The transcript has a single exon. Lineage: Eukaryota; Metazoa; Chordata; Leptocardii; Amphioxiformes; Branchiostomatidae. The coding region runs from base 216 to 2048 and encodes 610 amino acids. Gene Ontology annotation, cellular component: extracellular region. The record is from RefSeq and is a predicted model, not a curated record.
GCAUCAGCAUUCAAAAGAGGGUAAGCUUGAAGGAACAACAAAAUUGACCUUUAGAAUGGCCAUGAAACAUGUUGGAUCUUUGCCAACACUGUCAGUGGAAGUCUGAAAUUUGAUUUUUGUAAACAAAGAGCAGUAGACCUGCAUAGGUAACUAGGUUGGCAGACAGCACUGUUACCAUAGAAGGCUGGCAUCACAAACUUGAUGGGUACAACAAAAUGGCGGGUACAUCGUCAAGUCUGGGGGAGCAAAUCCGCGAAGAACUGUCCUGCAUCAUCUGCCUGGAGCUGUUCACCAGGCCCAAGGUGCUGCCCUGUCAGCACACCUUCUGCCAGGAGUGUCUACAACAGCUUGCAGGAAAAAAAAAGACCUUAGAGUGUCCAACAUGUCGUCUGCAAGUGAGGCUGCCAUCCAAAGGGGUUAUAGGUCUACCUGCCAGUUGUAUUGUGGCCAACAUGUGUGAGAGACUGAAAAACCAGACAGAGGGAACAAGGGAUCAACCCCCAUCUGGUAACAGGUGCAGCCUGCAUCCCUUUGAAGUCCUCAAAGUGUACUGUACAGAAUGUCAGGUGCCAGUUUGUGUACAGUGUUUAGAGGGGACUCAUGACGACCAUCGUACGACAACCAUGAAGAAAGCUGCAAAGGAAAGAAGAUCAACAGUCCAGGCCUUGAUCAGCGAGGGGAGGAACAUUCUGGAAAGUUACUGCAGCUUCAUCAGAGAUCUAAGAGACAAAGAGAAAACACUGAAUGAACAGAAACAGCAGACCGACAACAGAAUCAUUCAGACCUACAACAAAUUGUUGUCCGAAGUGGAACAGAACCACAGGAAAAACUUGGACACAAUACAGAAGGAAAGGAUCAGAGUUUUGGCAGAUGUCAAUGAACUUUCUGCAAUCUGUGAUCAAGCAGAACAAGAAAUGGAGCAGGGAGGGGUCCAUUUUCUUAAUCAGGAAAACAUUCUGGAAAAGAUGGUGGGAAAGUACAGAGACAAAGCAGCACCAACUUCUGUACAAACCCAGCCUGCUGUCUUUCAGCCCACAGACACCCUUGCGUCACUAUCUUUGCCAAUCCUACCAGCACCUACAUCUAGUAACAGUGCAGCAGAGUGCAAAGAUCAUCUCAACAGUAACCAAGUGAAGGAAGAGCAUCUGUAUCAGAGGAUGACAUUUGGUGGAAGGGGAGAGGAAACUGGGAAGUUUGACAAUCCAAGUGGUGUCACUGUAAUUAAAGGACGGAUUUUUGUAGCAGACUUUUGGAACCAGAGAAUCCAAGUCUUCACCCUGCAGGGUGGAUAUGUCGAUCAGUUUCAAACAACUGUGUCAUCAGAUGAACAGAAGAUGAACCCAGAUAAUGUGGCAAUGUCACAGUUGGCAGAUGUCCCUAGGGAGGAUGAUGUCUUUUAUGUUGAGCCGGUGUUCCUGUGGAUGGUGGGCAGGACAAAAUGUGAUGCAUCCUUUGCUUUGCAGUUUAGAUAUUCGGGCUAUUUGUUUACAAAGGACGGAGAGAGAGAGAGCAAGAUUGACCUACAAAGGACAGGGUGGAUAAGAGGAGUUGCUGUGGACAACAGAAGAAAGCACAUCCUUUUUACACUAACCACUGGAGACAGGUCCAAGCGGCAUGGUUUAGUACAGGUGUACAAACCAGAUGGAAAACUACAGGGAGUUUUAGGUCAGCAGCAGGGGAUGAAGUACCCACAGCACAUCACUGUUGAUGAGGAAGGGAACAUUCUUGUGUCAGAUUAUGAUAAUCACUGUAUCUACGUGUUCAACGAUGACGGAGAGUUUCAGUUCAAGUUUGGAUGUAGGGGAAGUGGUGAAGGUCAGCUGAAUCGUCCAUGUGGCAUCUGUACGGACGAGUCAGGGAACAUCAUCGUGGCAGACAGAAACAACAGCCGAGUGGAGAUGUUUGACAAGACAGGAAGAUUCCUGAAACACAUCACUACAGACAUAGAGGAUCCAAAGGAUGUUGCUGUGGCACCACAGGGACAGGUGGUGGUGACUGACUAUUCAAACCACACAGUAACAGUUUUCACUCCUUCUAAGCCAGAGUAAAGAUGACUGUUGCAAUUUGAAAAUGUUAAAAUGACUGACAUACACAGACCAACUACUUCAAGAUGUGGGGUUGCGGGCCGAGGAUUUAAAGAACGCUAUGGGACGUCUGGAGUGGACCUGGUCCAGGCAACUAGCCCAUGAUGAUGAUGAUGAAAAUGUCAAUGAACACACACCACUAAGUGGAAUUGAAGCUAAGUUUUUUAAGAAUAUCAAUGGUACAUGAAUACAAAAAAAGAAGAGUUAAGUUGGACAAGAAAGUUGACAGCAAAAUAAAAUAGUGCUAAAAUUAAAACCAGCAUGCAAGCCAACAUGUUUUCCAGGACAUUAAAAUAGGACACUCAAACGAAGUAUAUGUACGUGCAUUAGAAUUCCACCAGAGACUGUACAACUUACAGUUACAAGUAAGUAUAAGGACUGUAUAUUCUUGUAUUCCUGUUGUCAUGUAUAGUAAAUGAUAUUAGUUGCCAUAUGCUUUAUCACAUUACUAUAGUAUUGAGUGAUUAAGAUAUCAUUAUUUGGUACUAGAGAUUGGAC